AUGUCCAACGUAUUCAACCUGGAGAAGCAAUUGGUCUUUUACAGAUCGUACCAUUACGAGACGCUCAACGUGCUGGUGCACUCGGUCUUCGUGCCAACCAUUCUGUUCACAACAAUAGGCAUCUUGGAGAACGUGCCACUGGCCCCUGUCAACAAGCAAGUGUACAACCUGGGGAACUUUGGGUGCCUUAUCUACGGGGCCUUUUACCUGCUGCUGGAUCUGAGCGGCGGGUUGAUUGCAGCACCUAUCAUGUUCCUGAUCGGGUACGCCAACACGCACCUGAUCCAAUCUGUCGAGAACUACACGUACUGGCUCACAGUCCUGUUCGUCGUGUCUUGGAUCGCACAGUUCAUCUCGCACGCGGUGUUCGAGAAGAGGGCCCCGGCCCUCCUCGACAACCUCGUCCAGGCCCUCGUGCUGGCCCCCUUCUUCGUCCUCUACGAGGGCCUGUUCCAGCUCGGCUACAGAACAGACCUCAAGCAAAGAGUCGACGCCACUGCGCUGAAGAACAUCCAAGAAUUCAAGAAGAGAAGCUGA
Williopsis jadinii is the source of this 537-nucleotide messenger RNA. It is a transcript of the gene MPO1, whose product is annotated as 2-hydroxy-palmitic acid dioxygenase MPO1. Lineage: Eukaryota; Fungi; Ascomycota; Saccharomycetes; Phaffomycetales; Wickerhamomycetaceae. The record is from RefSeq and is a predicted model, not a curated record. Gene Ontology annotation, cellular component: endoplasmic reticulum. The coding region runs from base 1 to 537 and encodes 178 amino acids. The transcript has a single exon. Gene Ontology annotation, biological process: sphingoid catabolic process.